AAAGUUUCUUCCCUUGUUUUUUGGGGGGGCGAUGGGGGGCUAAACCGGCGGGGGGGGAUUAUGCUCUGGUAUACUAUUUAUUAGGGGGGGAGAGAAACUUACACAGAGGGGUCCCAGCGAUCGUCCAUCUGCCUGUUCGCCACAAUGUACAAUACGGUGUGGGAUAUGGAUCGCGAUGACACGGACUGGAGGGAGGUGAUGAUGCCGUAUUCCACCGAGUUGAUAUUCUAUAUUGAAAUGGACCCUCCAGCUCUUCCUCCAAAGCCCUCCAAACCAAUGACUACAGUAAAUACAAAUGUCAUAAAAGAGAAUUGCAGUUCUUCACUACAGGAUGCAGAAUGGUAUUGGGGAGACAUUUCAAGGGAAGAGGUAAAUGAUAAACUACGAGAUAUGCCAGAUGGAACAUUCCUGGUGCGAGAUGCAUCAACAAAGAAGCAGGGAGACUAUACUCUGACACUGCGAAAAGGCGGCAACAAUAAAUUGAUAAAAAUUUAUCAUCGAGAUGGAAAAUAUGGUUUUUCUGAUCCACUGACAUUUUGUUCUGUUGUGGAGCUGAUUAACCACUAUCGCCAUGAGUCUCUUGCCCAGUAUAACCCUAAGCUUGAUGUGAAGCUGAUGUAUCCUGUGUCUAGAUAUCAACAGGACCAGUUGGUGAAAGAAGAUAAUAUUGAUGCUGUGGGCAAAAAGCUGCAGGAAUACCACAGUCAAUAUCAAGAGAAAAGUAAAGAGUAUGACAGGUUAUAUGAAGAAUAUACCAGAACCUCACAGGAAAUUCAGAUGAAGAGAACAGCAAUAGAAGCUUUUAAUGAAACAAUUAAAAUAUUUGAAGAACAGUGUCACACCCAAGAGCAGUAUAGCAAAGAAUACAUUGAAAGAUUCCGAAAAGAAGGGAAUGAAAAGGAAAUUGAACGUAUUAUGAUGAAUUAUGAAAAAUUGAAAUCACGUCUGGGUGAGAUCCAUGAUAGCAAGCUGCGAUUGGAACAAGAUUUGAAGAAGCAAGCCCUGGACAACCGGGAAGUCGAUAAGAAAAUGAACAGUAUCAAACCUGAUCUUAUCCAGCUGCGCAAAAUCAGAGAUCAGUACCUUGUCUGGCUUAAUCACAAAGGAGUGAGACAGAAGCGAAUAAACAACUGGCUGGGAAUCAAAAAUGAAAAUAUUGACGAUACAUACUUUACAAAUGAGGAAGAUGAAAAUCUGCCACAUUAUGAUGAAAAGACUUGGUUUGUUGGAGAUAUCAAUCGUAUUCAAGCAGAAGAUUUGCUUGGUGGGAAACCUGAUGGAGCAUUCUUAAUUCGUGAAAGUAGCAAAAAAGGCUGUUAUGCCUGUUCUGUGGUAGCUGAUGGGGAAGUUAAACACUGUGUGAUCUACAGCACUCCAAGAGGUUAUGGGUUUGCAGAGCCAUAUAACCUAUAUAGCUCCCUUAAAGAAUUAGUUCUUCAUUACCAGCAUACCUCCCUCGUCCAACACAACGACUCCCUCAAUGUCAGGCUCGCUUACCCUGUCUAUGCACAGAUGCCCUCCCUCUGUAGAUAAACUCUAGGAGGGUGAAAUAUAGGGAGAAGUGUUGGCUAUCUCGGAUUUCUUUUCUACAGUUUUUUUAGAACCCAGAGGGCAUUCUUUCUCCUUAGACUGCUUGUUUUGCACAAAAAGCGAUUUGAUGAAUGUGAAUCGGAGACCUAGCAGCAACAAGGUAUCAGCUUUGGGAUAGGUGCCCUGGUGCUACCUGAAGAUCAGCUGUGUUUUUAUAUAUGGAGAUUCUUGUGUUCCCUGUAGGGAACAAGUAAACUCUCUAAAGAUGCACACACAAAAACCCAAGAACAAAACCAUGGAGAGAGACCUUUUGUCAGGCACCAUCAGCGGAACUUCUACUUGGAUUUUGAUUUUUCCGAGGUAUUGAUAACGUCUUUCAGUCUUAAGCUCCAGGAAAUUGGGGGAAUAGUCUCUGCUACAGAAGCUUUUUCUCCCUGUUAAUUUUAGCAGCUUUGCUGCAAGUUAGACAAACUUACAAAUGAGGGCUUGUCUUGAUGUAGCAAUGGAUUUGGUGAGAGGAGACCAAAGGAAUUAUGGGGAGAGUUUCAGGUUCUUAUUUAAAAGAAAAAUCCUCAAAGAAAUAUUGCUUUAUACUUUACCAACAAUAACAAAGUUUUGGUUUCAACAGCACUACAGGUCUUCAUGUUAAAGAAACCAAAUUGAAGCCACCAAAACUUCGCUUGUUGCUGGACUGAGCACUUAUGGGGAAAGAUUGCAUUUGCAACCGCACACUUGCCAAAACUUGAAGAGAAAAAUGAUAAAAGUUAAAACUUUCUUAUGUACUUCUCAAAACGCUAACCUAACCUGAUGUAACUGCACCACUCCCCCCUUGUUACUUUUUUAAAAACACAUUU
Molecule: messenger RNA, 2384 nt
Organism: Gekko japonicus
Lineage: Eukaryota; Metazoa; Chordata; Lepidosauria; Squamata; Gekkonidae
Gene: PIK3R3
Product: phosphoinositide-3-kinase regulatory subunit 3
Exons: 10
Coding region: 145-1533 (462 amino acids)
Biological process (GO): phosphatidylinositol phosphate biosynthetic process; insulin receptor signaling pathway
Cellular component (GO): phosphatidylinositol 3-kinase complex
Molecular function (GO): 1-phosphatidylinositol-3-kinase regulator activity
Source: RefSeq, a predicted model, not a curated record